GUGUGUGUCACAUCGCAGACAUGCCCCGCAGGAGGAAGGAUCGCCUGCGAGCAGGUGUGUGUUUCGCUGUAAUCUUCAUCGUUCUCAUCCUCAUCCUCAUCAUUGUCUGUACAGUAAAGUCCCCUGAGUCACAUAAGUGUACGCGGGGGAUGUUCAGGAAAGCAGCUGUGGCUGCAGACUCACAAAUCUGCUCCAGCAUCGGACGUGAUGUCCUGCGCUCUGGAGGUUCAGCUGUAGAUGGCGCUAUUGCUGCUCUAAUAUGUACAUCAGUAAUAAAUCCCCAAAGUAUGGGCCUUGGGGGAGGAGUAAUAUUCACCAUCAGGGAUAAAACCGGUAAAGUGAAGGUCAUUAACGCACGGGAAACAACACCAAAGGGUUUUAAAGCAGAUCUGCUCUCUGAGUGCUCCAAUGUUACUGGUGCUCAUUGGGUUGGGGUUCCUGGAGAACUGCGUGGUUAUGAAUAUGCUCAUCGUCUGUACGGUCGUUUGCCAUGGAGACAUCUGUUUGAGCCGACAAUUAGUUUGGCCAAAAGGGGGGUUAAAAUCUCCUUCAUGCUUGACCAGUAUCUACCUGUCUUAAAGGAGCAGCAGACUGCACUGAGUCGGUUGUUUAUGUACCCAAACGGAACACUGAAGAAGGAGGGAGACACUGUGAAGUUUGAGAAACUCACUGAGACGCUGCAGAAGAUUGCAGAUCGUGGAGCUGAGGAGUUUUACAGUGGAGACGUUGCUCAUGCUCUCGUGAGAGAUGUCCAGGCAGCAGGUGGAAAUCUCACACUGGAGGAUCUGAGCUCAUUUAGCGUGACUGAAUCAGAAGCCUGGUCUAUUUCUUUGGAUAAAUACCUGAUGUACUUUCCUCCUCCACCAGCAGGAGGAGCCUUGCUCAGCUUCAUCCUCAAAGUCAUGGAGGGUUAUGAAUUGGACCCAACGUCUAUCCAUGUUGAUGAGAGGGUGCUAACAUACCACCGCUACAUCGAAGCGUGCAAAUUUGCUAACGGACUGAAGCAGUUCAUCAAAGACCCAAAGUUCUCGUCAGAUAAGGAAGCGCACAAUCUGAUUGGGGCGAUGUUUGCUGAACGUGUGAGGCUGUUGAUCAGCAGCAAUAUUACCCAUGACGCUCAGUACUACAACAUCACCCCACACCCUGACACUCAGGGAACCACACACAUCUCCGUGCUAGCUGAAGACGGGAUGGCCGUGUCCGUCACCAGCACCAUCAAUCACAUAUUUGGUUCCAGAGUUUUAUCUCCUAACACAGGAGUCCUCCUGAACAACGAGCUUGCUGACUUUUGUGGCAGAACAAAGCACAUUCACCCAGGAGAGAAGCCACCCUCCUCCAUGGCCCCGGUGAUCCUCUACUCCUCGUUUGAUAAACACACUCUGGUAAUCGGAGCUUCAGGAGGCAGUAUGAUCACCACGGGCUUGGCCACGGCGCUGAUGAAUUACCUGUGGCUGGGGAAAACUCUUAAAGACUCCAUCGCAUCACCUGUCGUGUUUGUGGAUGGGAAAAAUGACCUCUCAUUUGAGAAGGCAUUUAAUCAGGAUGUGAUUAAAGCUCUACAGCAACUCGGCCACACCGUCGUCCCUCGAUCAUAUUUCUACAACACAGUAAACGCUGUGUCCAAACACGAAGAUGAGUGUGUUAAUGCGAUUUCUGACAAGCGCAAAAAAGGGGAACCUGCUGGAUACUGAACCACACACACACACACACACACACUUACACACACAUACACACACACACUUACACUUACACACACACACACACACACACACACACACACACACACACACGGAGGAAGACAUGCAAAAAAGGGGAACCUGCUGGUUACUGAACCACACACACACACACACACACACACACACACACACACUUACACACACACACUUACACUUACACACACACACACUUACACUUACACACACACACAAACACAAACACACACACACACACGGAGGAAGACAUGCAAAAAGGGGGAACCUGCUGGUUACUGAACCAAACACACACACACACACACACACACACACACACACACACACACACACACACACACACACACACACACACACACACACACAUUCAAAAAGGGGGAACCCUCUGCAUACUGAACCACACACAUACACACUUAAACACACAAAGGAACAUAUACACACACACACACACACACACACACACACACACACACACACACACACACACACACACACAUUUUAUUUAUCUAUGUGUAUGUAACUCUGACAUAUAGAAUUAAUUCGUCUUUAAUGUCAUUUUAUAUUGUUGAUUUUUUAUGCCGGAUAUUAAUAUUUAAAUCCCUCAACUCUUUCCUGUAUUAUUUAUUAUUGUGUGUUUGUGGGAUUCUGUGUUUACAAAACCGUCAGACUGUCAGUCUGUAAAACAGAUAUAAAGGGCUGCGUCCCAAACGUCAGCACUACUAAACGUUCAGUACAGAGCUUUAAAGAGCCGAUGAGGACGUUCAGUAGAAUGAAACUUUAGAACUGAAUGUAGUUAUGUUUGUUUUGUAACCUGAAUCUACUGUUCUUACUUUUUAUUUGAUUUAAUUUCAUUCUUAAAUUGAAUCUGCAAAUAUAGACUGCAUUUGUUUCCUGGUUUCAGAUGUAAUCAUUUUAUUUAGGAUUUCGUUUUAUUCUCAAAGCUUAAAAUGAUGUUUAGUAUAAAAAUGAACUGGUGAGAAUGAACUCGCUCGGUCACUCAGCCGAGACACCAGUUCACUUCAUAUCACAAACUCACACAAGUCUUCAGGCUGUUCAUUAGCUGCUGCUAUUUCUGUCUUUCACACAAACACUGUAUUUGGUCUUUAUGUGUUUUAUUUCUCUUAAACACUUCUUUCCAACACACAAUACAAAAACUUUAAAAUUGGGUGAAACUAAAAACCACAGCAUUCAUGAGGAAGGUGAGGAGCAGUGAAGUGAUCCAGAUGACCUGAGAACUAAUUCAUUCCAUAAAAGAAGCAGCUCCGUCCAUCUCUGCACCCAAAAGUCUUCUAUCAAAUAAUUUGAAAUAAAGCAGUACAUGGAGACAGACUGUGUGUGUGUGUGUGUGUGUGUGUGUGUGUGUGUGUGUGUGUGUGUGUGUGUGUGUGUGUGUGUGUGUGUGCGUGUGUGUGUGUGUGUGCGUGUGUGUGUGUGUGUGUGCGUGUGUGUGUGUGAAAACUGUAUAAUGAGUUUUAUUCAUUCUGAUAAAAGCUGAUAGUUGUU
This is a messenger RNA of Tachysurus fulvidraco (yellow catfish), 3212 nucleotides long. RefSeq names its product gamma-glutamyltransferase 5a (gene ggt5a). Gene Ontology annotation, cellular component: plasma membrane. The record is from RefSeq and is a predicted model, not a curated record. Gene Ontology annotation, molecular function: leukotriene-C(4) hydrolase activity; glutathione gamma-glutamate hydrolase. Lineage: Eukaryota; Metazoa; Chordata; Actinopteri; Siluriformes; Bagridae. Gene Ontology annotation, biological process: leukotriene D4 biosynthetic process; inflammatory response; glutathione catabolic process. The transcript is spliced from 12 exons. Bases 21 to 1691 code for a protein of 556 amino acids.